AUGGAAGAAAUAGAAGAAAGAAGUCUUGAGCCCAACUCUGUUUGGUGCAAUAACAUAAUAUCAAGAAUAAGGAAGGUGCGUGCCAAGCGUGGCCCAAAUUUCACUUUCCAAAUGGUAAGUGAUGUGGGAUCUUCCUCAAUAAAUAUGACCAUGGUACCACUUUCUUUACAUGAAGAAGGUUGCUGUGAAUUUACAUCGUUGAUGGGCAUACAUUCUUGUGUUAUGAGCGUGACUGCAUUUUGUAGACAAAAUAGUCGUAUAGAAGAUAAAUACAAUGACGAUCUUCACGAGAGGAAAAAUGAAGUGCUUGACUUCUUAAAUAAGAUCGAACAACAAUUCGAUAGAAACAAUUGUGAGAUGGAAUCUGGUUGGUACAGUAAGAAGAUAGAAGAAGCAAGGUUGCUAAUUGCCAAAUACGAACCAGCAUUAUUUUCUCUCCAAUCUCAUGAUGUGGAAUCUUCCUCAAUAAAUAUACCUUGGUUACAUAAGGAACUCUGCUAUAAAAUAAGGUUACUAAUUAGAAUAAAAUGUGUUGACUUGAUAGCUUUUUGUGGUGACCCAGUACGCAAAGCUGCUACACUCAAGAUAGAACUUCAGGAGGGGAUAAACAAAGUGAAUAAAUUCCUAUCAGAGAUCAACCUGCAAUUAAAAGAAAAGAUUUGUGACCAGAAUUCUGAUUGGUACAGUGAAAAGGUAGCAGAAGCAAGGACCUUAAUUGCCAAACGUUAUUCAACAUUCCUCCUCCGGCCUCAAGGUGUGGGAUAUACAAAGGAUCAAUACCAGAUUUUUCUCAGCUUUCGAGGAGAAGACACUCGAUACGGCUUUACACGUUAUCUUUUUGAUGCUUUGCAUCAAGCGGGAUUCAAUGUCUUCAUGGAUGAUCGAGGGUUGGAAAGAGGGGACUCCAUUUCACAAAUUCUUAUGGAGGCAAUUGAAAAUUCAAGACUUUCAAUUAUUAUUUUCUCUAAACACUUUGCAAAUUCCACAUGGUGUCUUGAUGAAGUUGUGAAGAUUCUUGAGUGCAAACAGAAGAAAAAUCAACUAGUUUGGCCUGUCUUUUAUAAGGUGGAGCCCUCUGACGUAAGAUAUCAAAAUAGAAAUUAUGGAGAGGCUAUGACUAAACAUGAAACAAGGUAUGGAGAUGAUGUGGUCAGGAAUUGGAGGUCAGCUUUGCACCAAGUCUGCGGCUUCAAUGCUUUCCCGUACAAGAAAAAUAGCGGGUAUGUGAUAUGUUUAAUUUCAUUUACUUUUAUUUAA
Molecule: messenger RNA, 1257 nt
Organism: Lotus japonicus
Lineage: Eukaryota; Viridiplantae; Streptophyta; Magnoliopsida; Fabales; Fabaceae
Exons: 1
Coding region: 1-1257 (418 amino acids)
Biological process (GO): signal transduction
Source: RefSeq, a predicted model, not a curated record